AUGACCCUCAGCAACAUAAAAAGAGCAUCAACAGAACGCAAGUCCUUCAGCCCGAGGACACAAGCUUUCGUAGUCUCUAAGCAAGAUGAAACGCGCUACUGCCUUACUUCUCGCUGCCUUCCAGCUCCCAGGUUGCUUCUUAGAAGCUUACUCUGCCAGCCAUACACUCGGUCUGUCUGACGGCUUUACGACUUUCGAGACACCGUCGUUCUCGUUCACCAUUGUGAAUGACUCGCAAACAGCGUAUUCAAUACGACCUGGUGGUCAAACUGGAUCUUUCGAUUUCCUGCCAUAUGAUGUCAUGAGCAAGCGUGAUUCGGAUGGUCAAUAUCAUUUGGGAGACAUCACUUUCCGGGCUCGAAUUGCUGGAUCGAACUCAAAUUGGUCGAGUGGUGAUUCUUCACAAGCAAGGAAGAAGGUUACCGCUCUACCAACUUCUGGCAACACGCUUGCUGCAGCAGAUCUCUCGCCGACUCUUCCCUCGAAUUCCCUGCUAAAUAUCACACGCCGAUGGGUUCUGAAUGAUAGUCAUUUACAGCUGCUUUUCGACGUCUCAAAUGCACAAUCGCGCGCGGUCGAAAUUGGCGCUCUCGGUGCAGAUCUAGAGUUCAACAACAUAUUCACUGAUAGGACGGCCUCAGACACAAAUAACAAUUGCAGUCUGUUCGAUCCUUAUAUAGGGCUCGACGCUGGUUACGUGCAGGUGACACCGCUGCUCGGCACAUUGCCGCCACUGGUCGUGACGCCCGUUGGAAAAUCCCCACUAGAGGGAUGGAGAUUCCUACCAGAGGACACUUCGACGGAUCCUUUCUAUCAAUCGCAAACAUUCGAAGGUCUUUACGAGUGGCAGUUUCACACAUUAGCGUAUGCGGAGAAUGAAUGGGCCGCGGUUGUGCCGUGGAACAACGCUACUUCUGCGAUUUUGCAGCCCGGGGAGACGCGCACGUAUGGCUUACAGUUUGAUGUCGCACCGUCUAUUCGACAGAUCGAGGAUACAUUACUAUCACUGAAGCGACCAAUGGCUGUCGGUAUCCCAGGAUAUGUACUGCCGCAGGACCAAACUGGAAAGCUAUUCCUGAACUAUGCAUCACCGGUACGAUCAUUAUCUGUCAGUCCCGCUGGAGCCCUAUCAUCCAAAAAGAAUGGAGACUCGCUGAACUCGAGCUGGGUUGGCUUUGAUAUUACCCCGAACACCUGGGGUCGUUCUCGUCUAACUAUUACCUAUGACGAUGGAACCGAACAAACUGUACAUUACUACGUGACAAAGGCAGCUGUACAGGUGAUGGAUGACCUGGGGCAUUUCUUGACGACAGACCAGUGGUUCGAUGACCCCUCAGAUCCGUUCCAUCGCUCACCAUCAGUGAUAAGUUAUGAUCGGGAAGUGAACGCCGUUGUUCGUAAUGACCCUCGAGCUUGGAUCCCAGGUCUGAGCGAUGAGGCGGGUGCUGGGUCGUGGCUUGCCGCUUCCAUGAAACAAUACGUGCAACCGACAGUGUCCGAAGCGGCGACGAUGGAGACCUUCGUUAAUUCAACGCUUUGGGGCUCGGUUCAGAACUCGACUGGUUCAGGCAUUUACACGGUCAAGAAGUCCGUUUUCUUCUAUCAGCCAGAUCUGGUUCCUAAUUAUGAUUAUCCCUCGUCAAUUGACUGGACCAACUGGUGGUCCUGGAACCAAGCAGCUUCUUUCGCUAUCGACCGUGCCUACGACUACGUUCACGUUACUGGAGCGUACUGGGCAAUGUAUCGUGUCGCUCGGAACUACGAGUCUAUACCCUUGGCGCAAACGUGGCAAUGGUUUAUUAAUCAAGCUUUCCAGACUGUCAUGAGGAUGACAGACGGUGACGUUGGAUUCGUGGAUGAUGGACUUAUGGAUGAGACUGUCUUCCUUUAUUUAUUGGAGGAUUUGAAGAGGGAAGGCCUAACUGCGAAUGCCACGGCGAUGGAAAGUAGGAUGAAAGCGCGGCAAGCUGUAUGGGCAGGAAUGCGUUUCCCAUUCGCCUCCGAGAUGGCUUGGGAUUCUACAGCUCAAGAAGGCGUAUAUGGAUGGAGCAAAUAUUUCAAUGAUACUACCACUGCAACAAAUACACUGAACUCUAUCCUUGCGUACCAACCUACAGUGGCCCACUGGGGGUACAACGGGAACGCACGAAGAUAUUGGGACAACAUCUACGGAGGCAAGCUCAUGCGCAUCGAACGACAGAUACACCAUUACGGCAGUGGAUUGAAUGCACUUCCUCUAAUGUCUCAAUUCGAGUCCGACCCCGAUGACUUCUAUCUCUUGCGAGUUGCAUUUGGUGGACUAUCUGGACCAUUGACAAAUAUCGACCAAGGAGGCUUUGCAUCUGCAUCGUUUCAUUCCUUCGCAGAUACUCUCAAAUGGGACGCUUAUUCAGGAGACUACGGACCAAACUUCGUGGGGCACGCACUUAACUCUGGCGUGUACCUCGUGCAGCACCCAUCAUUCGGCUGGCAGGCAUUCGGGGGUAGCGUAACGAAUAGCUCUGGGACGAACGUACAAGUUCAAGUACGAGACUCCGUACGUAGGCGAGUAUUUGUUGCACCGCUUGGAAGGCUGUUUACGCUUGAUGCCGGAGCAUUUGACUCAUUCGAGUUCAAUCCGGAGAGCAAGUCCGUCACGCUGACGAUAUUGCCUGCGCCGAAAGAAAUUGAAGAUGCCGCACCUGCCUCACGAGCUCGGGUGGUUGUUAAGCAGACGACUGGUUCUGGUAGUAUGCAGCCUUCCACGGAUUUGCAGGAGGAUGCUGGAGCUUGGGUUGUUCCCUUUUCGUCGGGGACGGCGUCAGUGACUUUUGUUUCGGCUUGAAAAACAUUGUACGAUUAGGGAACUUUUUUGUAUUUACAGGGUUGAAAAUACAAAGUAUCAAGUUUGAAUACGCAAGCGACAAAACUACGCAAAUUAACGUACAAGCUUCUUACACGCUUACCCAUCGAUAUUAGAGCAGUAGGAGAAGGGACAACUGUACAAGCCUGGCAAGAGUGAAAUGAAAGAAACGACAUGAAUUUAUUCGUUAUUACUAGAUGAUGAAAAAUUGAAUCGCAUCCAUCAAUAAAACAUCGCAUCCAUCAAUAAAACAUCGCGUCAUAUCUAUCGUUAUACCCUCUCCUUGUCAUCACGCACUUCGUCGCUAACGCUCUCGCGUUUCUCAUGAUGGUGGAGAUGCUUGUCGGCAGGUCUCCAACUAGACGAGUUCCACGGCUUCACGCCAGAUCGGUACAGUUCGUCGACUUCUUCGAGACUUAGGCCCUUCACCUCGGGGAUGAAGAAGUACACGUAGAAGAAACCGAAUACCAACAUGCCAAAGAAAAUCAUCAGGAUCCAUGGACCGAUAUCGUUUGCGAUCCUUGGAGCAAAGAACGAGAGUAGGAAGUUCCAUAUCCAGUUCGAUGCACUUCCCAAAGCGAUACACUUCGGUCGGACACGGAGAGGGAAAGACUCCCCAAGGUACACCCACGGAGUCGGACCCCAGAAGAUACUGAAGCUGAAUACAUGCAUGACAGCAAAUGCAAUGAGUACAUCUCCUCCGCGUUUAUUACGCGCAGUGAGGGUGAUGCUUUCUACGUCUGUCCCAGGAGGAGGUAGCAGCUUGCCCCCAACAACUCCCGCGACCAACGAGCAAACCGCCUCCAUGAUAGCUCCAGUGAGUAGAGACCUUCUACGACCCCAUGUCUCUAUGAGAUAGAGCGCUGGGACGGUACCAAAUACUGAUACUGCACCGAGAAUCGUCUGAAUCACGUACGGAGACAACUCAGUUCCUGCACUCUUGAAGAAAGUAUCGCCGUAGUAAUAAUAGAAGUUUUGGCCAUUCAAUUGUUGUAUGAACUGAAGCAUCAUUCCAUUUAUCGUACGUUUCCAUAGCUUAUUACGCGUAGAGAAGCAUUCCAACCACGUUGCUUUGCCGCCUUCAUUUUCUUCCUUUAUACCGACUUCGAGUUCCUCAACCAUGUCGAGCACAAGCGGAUCGUCCACAGAUACCGAAUUUAGAUCUGCAAUGACUCGACGCGCCUCAUCUGUGCGACCCAGACCAAGCAAAUGACGGGGCGAUUCUGGAAGGAAGAAUAUGCCAGAAAGUAGGAUAAGUCCCCAGAGCAUCUGCAGCCCGACCGGAAUCCGCCAGGAAGCAGAGUUGCCUAUCGAAUGCGUCCCAAGGUCAAUUACGUAGCUGAUAAAAAUUCCUGUGAUGAUCUGCAGUUGAUACAACACGAUCAUUGUGCCACGAAUUUUCUUCGGAGCGGUCUCGCCAUUAUACAACGGCACGAUUGCAGACAAUGCUCCCACACCUAGGCCAGCAAUGAAGCGUCCAAUGGUGAUUUGCGCAAGCGAGAACGUCGUGGCAGUUUGAAUGGCAACACCAAUAGUGAAGAUCCCUGACCAGAUAAGAAUUGAUCCCUUCCGACCAAAGCGAUCAGACGUGAAUGCCUGAGCAAGGGCUCCUACGAACGUCCCUGCUGAUAAAAGAGACGUGAUGAUUGAUUGACGCGAGCUCGUUAGCACAAAUCCGCCUUUGCCAUCCGGCUCUCCAAAUCGUCGUAUAAAAUCGGGCAUAAUAAGACAUCCUGAAAUAACACCAAUAUCAUAACCAAACAGGAAUCCUCCGAAUGCAAUAAAGACGGCAAGUAGGAUAGCCUUGCUGUUCGUUGGCGUAGGCAGCGCAGCAGUUGACCCCAUAAUGACGUAAUUACCAGAGAUGGUCGAAACGAUGGCUAACUACAAUAGCAAGCUUUCGAAGCACUGGGCGGAAGGCAAGUGCCUGGACUUCGACCGAACGGACGGACAGACGAAGGAAGACGGGUGGUCUGGCUCGUUGAACGUGUCACCAGAAACAACUACCG
This is a messenger RNA of Fomitiporia mediterranea MF3/22, 4851 nucleotides long. RefSeq lists its product as uncharacterized. The transcript has 17 exons. The record is from RefSeq and is a predicted model, not a curated record. Bases 86 to 2824 code for a protein of 912 amino acids. Lineage: Eukaryota; Fungi; Basidiomycota; Agaricomycetes; Hymenochaetales; Hymenochaetaceae.